Trachymyrmex cornetzi is the source of this 2218-nucleotide messenger RNA. RefSeq names its product major royal jelly protein 1. Bases 609 to 1802 code for a protein of 397 amino acids. NCBI's taxonomy places the organism in Eukaryota, Metazoa, Arthropoda, Insecta, Hymenoptera, Formicidae. The transcript is spliced from 7 exons. The record is from RefSeq and is a predicted model, not a curated record. Gene Ontology annotation, cellular component: extracellular region.
UUUAAAUUUUUAGAUACUUCGACCAAAUGGUUCCUUUUGUGUUUUUGAUUCCAGUUUGCUUCAGUGAUAGGAUACGAUCUGCACAUGUAACCAUACACACAUAAUGUGUGUCAUAAGUCUUUUAUACAUAUUGUGACAACGUAACGCCAAGUCAAAAGACUUUUAAUGGCCGCAAUUAUGAUUAGUGGUUGCAUAACCAAGUGCUUUAAAAAAACAUCUUCAUACAUAUUUGUCGAAAAAAAUAUAACUGACAGACAAGUUAUUGCACUAGCAUUUGCAACUUACGUGUCUACCGAUAUUCAGAAUGCAGGCUACUCAUUGAGCGAUCGGUUUUUACUUAUUAGAUCGAUCCAACCAUUUCACCUGUACCAGCAACGGCUAAAGCUGAUGAUCGGACAUCAAUAACCGUAGAAAGAAUAAAACGACAACUAUAUAAAGAGAAUAAAAUUCCAAUCAAUAUUUCAUUAAAAGAACACCUGCGCAAUCUUUUUUUUGGGAUUCGAAGUUUAAACUCUCAAGACGAAUUCGUAUCUUGGAUAAAAAAAAUCCUUUUUUGUCAUGCCCUGAGCUACACAACAUUACUACCUGUAAGCUACCAACUACUAAAAAUGGGAUUUUCUUCGUUUAUUCUACUAAUUGUAUCAAUGGCAAUUGUGAGCUUCGGAAUUGAAGUGAAUGUCAUACAUGAAUGGAAAUACGCUGACUUUGAAUGGCGAAGUCAAGAGCAGAAGAAAGAAGCGUUAAUAUCCGGCUCUUACAAUCCAUUAAUGUGCUUAUUCGAAGAUGCAAGUAAAGCGGAUGAUGGUAGACUAUUCGUUACUGUUACUAAUGUAUACGGCCCUGGUUCACCUGCUACUUUAACGACAGUAACUAAUAAAAUAGGACCAGGAGGUCCAAUUUUACGGCCAUAUCCAGAUUGGAGUUGGUAUAAUAACAAUUGGCAUAAUAGCGAAUGUAUAUGUAAUGGUAUUGUAAAUGUUUACCGAACGAAUAUUCAAUGCAAUCACAUCAUCGUUCUGGAUAAUGGCAAAAUCGGGCAAUUCGACCAAGUCUGUAAUCCAAAACUGUUGAUCUUUGAUUUAAAAGAUGAUACGCUUGUUAAAACUAUUUAUCUUCCACUUGAUUUGGCUACUAACGAAACAGGUUCUGGAUUAUUGAUAACGCCUUUGAUUUAUGCUCCUGGAAAUUGCAAACACUUUCUAAAUAAAAUGAUUAUAUUUAUGACUGAUACGGAAGGUUCAGGUUUAGUGGUGUAUGAAUCAUCUACAAAGCGUAUGUGCAGAGUCGAAUCUGAUUACAUGAAACCGGUUGAUACUUUUUUCUCUGUAGCAAAGCAAAAUUUUACUCAUGAAGGCGGAAUUUUCAGUAUAACAGUCGUUGAUGAUGAAUUAUAUUAUGUUCCUAUAUCGGGAAAAGGAAUAUAUAAGAUAAAAAUAGAGACACUACUAAAAUGUCCGAACAAAGAAGAGGCUAAUGAACAAAGUAAACUAGUAACUAAAUUAUCAAGCCAAACAGCAGUUAUUACAUCAACAAAAAAGUCAAUAUUUUAUAGCAAUUACAAGGCAAUGUCAAUUCUAGGCAUGAACAUCUGUGGGAAAUCUAAUAACAUCGCGGUGGAAAUAGCGCAAGACGAUGAAAAAUUUCAAGUUAUAAGUUCGAUGAAAGUUUCAAAUUAUUGGAACAAAAUGAUAUGUAUGUCAAAUAGAUAUCAACAUUUUGCUCUGCAUACAUUAAAUCUAGGUGUUACAAACUUUCGUUAUUUUGAAAUAAAAUUACCAGAAAUAAGGAAACUUAUAGAUUAGCACUUCUACAUCUUGAUUUCGGAUAUCUUCUGAAUCUUCAAAUAAAAUGAAUAUUUUGCACUGAAAAAAGUGCUCAUAUAAGAAGUUAAGAACUCUUACAUAAACAUAAGUAAAGCAUAUCUUUAGUUGAGUAUAUAAGGCAGAAAACGGAAGGAAAUGAAAUGAAAGGAAGAAAAAAUGGAGAGUAGAACGCACUUUCCUAAUCCUUUUGGGAAGGACUCAUAAAUUAUGUCAUCAGUUAGGAAAUAAAAAUUCUUCAUUUGUAUCAGCUUGGCAAUAAAAGAUUUGUAUUAUUCUAAUAAACGCGACAUUCUAAUAAUCGCCACACCGAUACAACGACUUCGAUUCUUCAUCAAUCCAGUUUCGUAUGGUGUUUUUCUGAACCGAAAGAAGAAAAUUUCGAUUCACAUUAAAUA